Lagenorhynchus albirostris (white-beaked dolphin) is the source of this 1240-nucleotide messenger RNA. It is a transcript of the gene ZDHHC24, whose product is annotated as zinc finger DHHC-type containing 24. Gene Ontology annotation, molecular function: protein-cysteine S-palmitoyltransferase activity. The record is from RefSeq and is a predicted model, not a curated record. Gene Ontology annotation, biological process: peptidyl-L-cysteine S-palmitoylation; protein targeting to membrane. Lineage: Eukaryota; Metazoa; Chordata; Mammalia; Artiodactyla; Delphinidae. Bases 25 to 903 code for a protein of 292 amino acids. Gene Ontology annotation, cellular component: Golgi apparatus; endoplasmic reticulum. The transcript is spliced from 3 exons.
UCCGACCGCUAGUGGGUCCAGGCCAUGGGGCAGCCCAGGGCUGUGGGGAGCGCGGAGGCGGCGUCCGCGCGGCUUCCUCUUGUGCUCACCGCGCUGUGGGCCGCGGCCGUGGGCCUGGAGCUGGCCUACGUGCUGGUACUGGGUCCCGGGCCGCCCCCACUGGGACCCUUGGCCCGGACCUUGCAGCUUGCGCUGGCAACCUUUCAGCUGCUCAAUCUACUGGGCAACGUGGGGCUCUUCCUGCGCUCGGACCCCAGCAUCCGGGGUGUGAUGCUGGCCGGCCGUGGUCUGGGCCAGGGCUGGGCUUACUGCUACCAGUGCCAAAGCCAGGUGCCACCGCGCAGCGGGCAUUGCUCUGCCUGCCGCAUCUGCAUCCUUCGCCGGGACCACCACUGCCGCCUGCUGGGCCGCUGCGUGGGCUUCCACAACUACCGGCCCUUCCUGUGUCUGCUGCUUCACGCCGCAGGCGUCCUGCUGCACGUCUCUGUGCUGCUGGUCCCUGCCCUGUUGGCCCUGCUGCGAGCCCACACACCCCUCCACACCGCCGCCCUCCUCCUGCUGCCCUGGCUCAUGCUGCUCACAGGUGGGGGGCCGGGGAGGCCUCCACAGAGAGGCAGAGGCCCAUUCUGGCAGAGUGUCUCUGGCGCAGUUCGCGCUGGCCUUCGUGACCGACACGUGUGUGGCGGGUGCACUGUUGUGCGGGGCUGGACUGCUCUUCCAUGGGAUGUUGCUGCUGAGGGGCCAGACCACGUGGGAGUGGGCUCGGGGCCAGCGCUCUUACGACCUGGGCCUCUCCCACAACCUGCAGGCGGCCCUGGGGCCCCACUGGGUCCUUGUCUGGCUCUGGCCCUUCCUGGCCUCCCCGUUGCCGGGGGACGGCAUCACGUUCCAGACCACAGCUGAUGUGGGACUCAUGGCUUCCUGACUCCAGGAAGAGCCUGAGCUGUACAAGGAGUGGGGAACAGGAGAGGGGACUCAGAUAACUCAUUUCAGGCCCACCCCCAGCCUCAGAAGGGGUGGCAGGCUGGUACGCUGGUACUUGAUGCCUGCUUUUGGCAACUCCAGCCCCGCCCUUAGCCUUGCCCUUGCCCAGCUUGGACUCCUAGUGUCCAGGGCUUGGGCCCUGCGGCCCUGCCUCUAUCAGUGGCCCCUGAGUACAGCGAAGGGUCUGGCAGGGGGCUGCUCGGCCUGCCCAGCUGCCCCUUUGCCAGGUUAAUAAAGUGCCCACUUGGUUCUUGGA